AUGUCAACAGGCCUAGGUCUAUUCCAUUGGCUCAUCUCCAGCACCUACAAUUUGUUAGGAAUCAAGAAAAUAUAUGAGUUGAAGGUGCAGCAUGCAAAAGCAGAUGAAAUUCUAAACUUAGUUUGUGAGAAUCUGAGACAAUUGAAUGAAGUAAAGAAGAAAAUGUUUGAAAAAGCACUGAUAUCUGUAUCUGAAAAAGAAGCUGAGAUUUUCAACCUCCUCUGUGGUUUUCGCUUUAAGAAUGGGGUGGCGUCAAUAGCUGAUGACGAGACCUCAAAUACCUUGCUGCAAGUGGCAGCCCUAUUGGCUCCUUCUUCCUACCCGGACUGCAUCUCUGGUGCUGCAUUGCAGAUGCAAAGAGAGAUGCACUGGUUCAAGGUCGUCGAGAGUGUGGUGGAUCAUGGAGAUAGGCUACUCCUAAACAAGGAAGGGUUGAGGUCUCUAGAGUAUUUCCAAAGAAACCACAAAGAGCUGAGGGCUGAUGGAGAAAAAUGGGUGAAAAAAACAGCAUCUUCUUACUCAGUUGUUGGGGCUCUAAUUGUUACCAUCAUGUUUGCGGUAGCUAUAAUGGUUCCCGGAGGGAACAAUCAGAAUUUAGGGGAUCCCCACGUCGUGCUAUACCGAUGA
Neltuma alba is the source of this 627-nucleotide messenger RNA. RefSeq lists its product as uncharacterized. The record is from RefSeq and is a predicted model, not a curated record. NCBI's taxonomy places the organism in Eukaryota, Viridiplantae, Streptophyta, Magnoliopsida, Fabales, Fabaceae. Gene Ontology annotation, cellular component: membrane. The transcript has 5 exons. The coding region runs from base 1 to 627 and encodes 208 amino acids.